AUAGUGUAAACGUUACUUUCAUACUUCAUUUGAGUUCGGCCAUCUUUAGUAAAAAUUAGCAAAGAAAAUUAUAUUAUAAUUAAAUAAAAUUGAAUUGGUGCUCAAUGUUUAAUAGUUGUUGAUAACUGAACAUUACUUUUUAAACUAGUGUAUUAUAAUGGGUCGUAAGAAGAAGAAGUUGUCAAAACCUUGGUGCUGGUAUUGCAAUCGAGAAUUUGAGGAUGAGAAAAUCCUUAUACAACAUCAAAAGGCCAAGCAUUUCAAAUGUCACAUAUGCCACAAAAAAUUAUAUACAGGACCCGGGCUUUCAAUACAUUGUAUGCAGGUCCAUAAGGAAACGAUAGAUAAGGUUCCUAAUUCAUUGCCAAAUCGUUCUAAUGUUGAUAUUGAAAUAUAUGGGAUGGAAGGAAUACCUGCAGCAGAUUUACGGGAACAUGAAAGACAAAAACAAGGAAGUAGGCCACCAAAUGAUUCAGGCUCUGAUGAUGAUGAACCAGCGGUUAAAAGACCUAAACCAGAGGGGCUUUUAGGUAGUGCUCCAGGAGUUAUGCAAGGAGUGCCUAAUAUGAUGCCCGGAAUGAUGCCACCUCCAGGAAUGCCACCAGGUAUGCCUAUGGGUCCAAUGAUGCAAAUGGGACCUAUGGGACACCAUUUCAUGCCACAUCCAGGCAUGCAAAUGAUGCCUGCUGCACACAUGCAACAAAUGAUGCAGAACCAAGCAGGUCCACCAAAACCCCUAUUUCCUAGUGCUAUACCUACCUCGUCACCUGGUGGUCCUGGAACACCAGUAGUUGGAGCCGAUUUUAAGCCAAUAUCAUCAGCUGCUACAAUAAGUGCGCCACCAACGACAAAUACUCCAGGAGGUAGUAGUAGUUCCGAUAGUAGUAAGGUGUCGACUAUAACGACGUCUAGUGCCACUAGUAAAAUAAUACAUCCUACUGAAGAUACAUCACUAGAAGAAAUUAGAGCCAGAAGUUCAAAAUAUGCCAAAAACAUUCCAUCAAAAACAGAUGAGGGACCUUCUAGUUCCAGUAAUGCUGCUUCAGAGUUGGCAAUAGCAGUAUCGGCAGCUCAACAAGCGGCAGCUCAACAAAAACACGUAGAAGCUAUGAAUCAUCAUGCAGCAAUGAUGCAGAGGUUCCCAGUUAGAGUCACAGGUCCACCCAUCGGUAUGACAAUGGGAGGACCUAUAAUGGCACCUAUGAGGCCACAAAUGAUACCUGGGCCUCCAACGCUUCUAGGAGGGCCCCUUAUGAGACCACCACCUUUAUCUAUGCCCCCAGGUAUGAUUGGAAUGCCACCAGGUAUGAUGUAUGGUACACCUAUGUUUCCCGCAGGACCUGUGCUGAUGCAACCACGUUUCAGAUGAUCUCCGAUGUACCUCGUUUAUCAUCCGCAAGUUUAAGAAUAAGUCAAAAAUUAUUAACGUUAGGGUUCAAUUGUUUUUACUUGUUGACCACAACUUUUUAUUCAUUUUUUUUUUCACUUAUAACCCACCGAUUUUCUUGCGAUUAAGGUACAGACAAAAGAAAUCGAUUAGAUUACUUUAAUUCAUUUUUGAACCUUUGUAGUAGGUGAUAAAAGGAAUUGAGGAUAAUAUAUAGCGGAUAAACGGGAUUAAAUUUUUUGAUAGGGCUUAUCACAUAAGGACUAUUUUUUAUCCUAGUUGCUAUCAAAUAAAUUGUACAUGACAUGGUGAUAUAAUUUUAUAUUUCAUUAGGCAGUUCAAAAUACCAAAUAUCUGACGAGGAAUAAUGAAAGGAAAAUGUUGUUUUUGGUCUGAACGAUUUCUUUUAUCUACAUUUUCCAAGAAAAUACAUCGAACUACAUUGUUCUCAUUAAUUUGCAUGGCUAGGGACAGUGUUGUCUAUUUUCCGUGGUCACUCAUAAUUCCUAAUUAUUUUAUUUUGACAGGUUUUGAAAAAAGUACAAACAAAAGUACAAUCCGAUACAAAAUACCUGCCGAAAGGGUAUGUAACAUUUUAUUUUUAUUUUUUGAUUUCAUGGAAUUUUCCUUCUGGAAAGGUUUGUGCAAUCUUGAUUAUUAACAUGUUUCUCUUCAAAGACGAAGUUGAAUUAACGGAUAUUUUGAAAAACGAAUUUUAAUUCCAAGCAGUUUUCCAUAAGAAAUUUUCGUAUAUAUGGGAUCGCAUCCUCGAUUAAACAAUCCAGUUGGGUCGUGUAGUGAUCGUUAUUUAUCCUUUUUACUCAGUAAAUAAAUAAAAGACACCUUUCUAACUACCUAUUGCAUUUUAAACAAGUUUCCCUCGCUAUAGUCCCAGAGACUACUCGUUCUACACAUUCCUAUGAGGAAUUAAGAAAAUUGGCUUUAUCUUCUUUUUUCAUUAAAUCAAUUUUGUCUUUUUCUGCUUAAAUCAGUCAAUAAUUAUUGAUUUUCUUGAUAGGGGGACAACCAAGCUUCUGUUUCAAUGGUGUUCCAUUCUAUAUAGAACAAUUGAUUAUCCUUUUGUAUACUCCUACAUAUAACAAUACCUUCUCCGGAUUAUCGAGGCGUCUGGAUUAUAGAAUACCAUAUUUAAUGGUAAUAAAACACAUGUUCAACCUUAGUUUCUUUAAUCAAUUUUUUACAUCAUAUCAUAAAGACAAAAAUGUACAUGUUCAAAAUUACGAUCAUGUAAGAAAAACUGUAAGCUAAUAUAAAACAUUAGUUAAUUAUUCUUGAAAAAGUCUUCAAUAAUCUUCUGUUCAUAAUCUUCGAACUUCAUUGCAAAAACCCGGCCUCUAAGUCGACAGAGAAACAAUUUUGUGGGUAUAAAAUUCUUCACCCCGUUUCAAAGCAAUGUUUAAAACUCCUACUGCCUUUGAAUUACCCACUUUUGUGGAGGUGAGAACUUCAACGCUCUCGCUCAUCGUCCUCACACAUUGCCGUUCGUACAAUCUCCACAUCAGUUUACACUUCAUAUCUUUGUAAAUCGCUUUCGCAACUACCAGAAACCCAUUCUUGAGAAUCAUUGGGUCCCCCUCAAUCUAUUAAAAAACUGGGCUAAAGGCACAUCAUCUUCUGGUUCAUCAUUAUAAGUACAAAUUCUUCCUGGAUUUGUUAAUUAGCGAUGCCUUAACAUUAACCAAAAGAAAAACUGUACCCUUCAAAGUUAUCUAUUUAAAUGAGUCCAUGAGGUUCUCAGAAUAACAUACAGUUAACCAAGUAACAUUUUGUAUAACUGAUCCAUUGGUUGUAUAGACGCCGUGGUGUUAGGUAGUUGGAACAUUACAAAAAAUUUGCCGUCUCCAGAGACAAGUUCAUCUGCUGAUGGAUGCCCAGGACAAUUAUCCAACAUUAACAGUGCUUGGAGAGGCAAAAGAUGGCAGUGGACCGCGGGAACUAAUUCCGUUUUAAACCAACAAGUCUUUUGUUAACCCAAGCAUUUUUUUGUGCGUGUUCAUUUAAAUGCCCGCAGGUUUUUUUAUUUUGCGACAACAAUCAAUUGAAUUUUAUGGGUUCCGGCCGCUUUUGUUGAAUUUUUUUCCCUAAUAACUUUUUGUUUUUCUCGUUGGAAUGGUCCGAUAGCGGCUUCAUCAUUUGACAGUUUGUCAUCGGCCAUCUUAUUCCGUGACGUUUUUUAAAUCCGAUAUUGGAGUUUGUAAUCUGGCGAUGAAUAAUACGAGCUUCCUCACAAAUCAUAUCACCAAUUACGGGACCACGUUCUGUUGUCUAACACACACAAAGAUUGUGCCUUUGUUUUUCUUUAUGUCGCCUUUAGUUGACCUGCUUACAUCAAACUUCCGAGCAAUGACAGAGUAGCGGUCAUCCCAUCCGCAAUUUGUCUUUUAAUGUUAAUGUUGAAUAUUUACGUGGCGGCGCCAUGAUGUUAGCGAGCGCGCAAAAUUAACACUAUACGUACUACACAAAAGGCGAUAAAUAAAAGACUGACGACGCAUUGGCUCAUGGCAGCCCUCACUUAUAACCGCCCAUUGCCCUGCCGGAUUACACCAAUCGCCGAAAAAGCGGGAGUCCGGUUUGCCGAGGCCCUACUGUACUUAUGUUGUCCUCGUUUUUUGGUAACUAUUUUGAUUUCCCAUAUUCUUUGUAGCUUCUUUUCAACUUCUAAAAGUAUAUUUUCUUUAUUCUGUCCAUCCUUUGGUUGCUCUCAAAUAUUUCAAUUUCUAUACCCAUAUAUUUCCAUAAGUGUGUAUUGAUCUGAAAACUAGUUUGAAUGCAUCAGUGGCGGAUUUACUGUUUUGCCGCCUGUAGGCUAUUCAUCUUGUGCCUCCUCCAAUCACCUCUGAAAUUGAAUACCUUAUAUCUAAAUUAUUCAAAUUACAUUUUGUAUCAAUGGAAUUUCAACUUUAUAAUUGGAGAACUAACUUUUUUUCAUGGCAAAUGGUUGUUCAGAAACAAAAUUUUUAACAUAUUUUACAAAUUACUUUUCUUUUUAUAAAAAAUUUAGAAUUCAUUUUCUACUUGGGAACAAAUUUUUUUUUAAUUUGGUAAAUAAAUUUGCCGCCCCUUGAAAUUUGUCGCCAUAGCUACAGCUUACUCAGCCUGUUGGUAAAUCCACCACUGCCCAGCAUUUUGUUCUGUAGCAGUAGGUAUUUGUCGUUGCGUAAGAUGUGUCCUAUGUAAGAUGUUUUUCUUAUCUUAAUAAUUGUCAACAGCUUUCUUUUACGAGUCCAGGGUCUCUUCAGGAUGCGUUUAUAGAGCCACAUUUCAAAUGCCUCAAAUUUUUUUUAUCAUUUGAGCUUUCAAGGUCCAAGUUUCCACUCCGUGCAGCAGUACUGACUAACAUUCCAUAAAUCCUAUUCUGAUUUGGAGGUUUAGAUUUCUGUUUGCAAACAUUGAAAAGCACUUGACAAAUGCCUUGCGAGCCAUUUCAAUUCUGAUAUCUAUUUCGUCGUCUGGAUCCAUUUGAGCUUUUAUGACUGAACCAAGAUACUUGUAUUUUUGCAUCAAUUCUAUUUGUUUUCCAUUCAGUAUGAGAAUAGGGUUGAUAAUGAUAUUUUGGUUUUCACUUAUAAUCAUGAAUUUAGUGUUUUUAAUAAUUAUAGUGAGUCCUAGAUUUGCACAUUCUCGGUUGAUUCUUUCUAAUAGGAUUUGAAGAUCUUGGCUCUCAGCUAUUAUAGCAGUAUCAUCGGCGAAUCUUAAGUUGUUGAUUAAUGUACCUCCGAUGUUUACCCACUUAUGUCUCUCCUUCAACACUUUCUGAAAGACAAACUGAAAAUAUAGAUCAAAUAGUUGUGGAGAAAGAAGGUAGCCUUGGCGAACUCCCUUUUAAAUUUCGAUUUCAUCUGUCACCAUGUCCUCAUCACGUACCACUGUCGUUUGAUUGUAAUAGAUAUUUUUGAUUAAUCGUAUAUUGUUGGAUCGAAAUUAAUAGUUGUUAAAUUCUCCAUAAGUUUAUCGUGUUGAACUUUAUCAAAGACCUUCUGGAAAGCAAUGAAACAGACAUAUAAAUUUUUGUUCUUAUUCUCUGCACUUCUGUAGUAGUACUGUGAUUGUGAAUAAUGGUAAUAUAAAGCAUUAUUCGCUAACAAGCCCAUUGCAAUUGUAAUAAUCCAAUGUGGCUAUCUUUUUUUUAAUAAUUUUAAAGAAUUCGCUUUGAAAUUUAGGUUGUUGCGCCUCUGCUGGUUGUAUGCUUCUUAUUACUACGUCUAGUUUUUGUGUGUAUGAUUUACUAUCUAAUUAUGUGAUUUAUGAAUAUGUUAAAAAGGGUAGAGCUUAACGAAUCUUUAGUUCCAAAUUCUUCUGUUGUUCUGUAAUUUUUAAAUUUCUCCAUACAUAUAUUUUUUAUAGUUUGGAUAAGUUACUUUUCUUCCAAAUAUUCCAAUUUUUUUUGUUAGCUAUGAAAAGCCAAGCUUCCGUUUCAAUGGUGUUUUAUGUCAUAAAAAAACAGAAUCUUAGUAACAGGCAACAUUCAUUUUUCCUACUUCGUUUCUUAGAAAAUAGAAUUCAUUCUGAUUUCUUUAAUAUUUGUUAUUGCAAAGCCAUAUCGAAAAAUGUAAAUAUCUCAUUAAUUUUAGCCAAAAAUUAAUGGUUAAAAUUCGUUUUUCUAGGCUGGCAGGUUCGUACAACUCCUUUUUAUAUAUUUUGAUUAAAUAAUCAUAUUUUAUUGAAAGGUAAGCAACCUACCCUAAUAUACCUUUUUGUAAAUUAAUAUUUUUGAAGGGUCAUCCGCUCAUUUAUACAUAAAAAUAAAUAUACCAGGCAACAAUGAAAUAUUUAUUAAGGCUUCUGUAAAUAAUUUAAGUAAAAUUAAUACGCGCGUUUGACCUUGUCAAAAUGAGUGAUUUGUAUUCAGCUAAACUAUAUAAUAAAUGUUGUUUGUAAUGAUGUAAUCAAUUUAGAUUGAGUAAAUAUUUAUCUCUAUUUCAUUGUAAUUAGUAUUAAAAACCAGCUGACCUUAUCACUUCUUAUAACAAUUUUGUUUCAUAAAAAAAAGUAAUUGACAACGAUUUUUGUUUUUAUUUCCAAAUCUAUUUAUAAUUUUUUAACUGAUUUUAGUUUGUUCCUAGUUGAAUACAAGGCACCGUAAAUUUUUAAAUUAUAUAGAGUGUAUGUAUAAUAAGUUAUUAAUAACAUUUUGGAAAGAGCAUAUUGUAAUUCAGCGAAGGUAGGUCAUAGAUCAAUUAUUAUAUAAAAACGUAUUAGCGAAAGUUUGUGAAGUCUUCUUAGAAAAAUGUGAGACGUGAAAAGGUACGCAAAUUUUAUUAUUCCUCUAUAAAAAUACGGUGAAUGGGUCUUACAUUCUUUAGAAGAUUGAAACCACAGUAUAAGUGAACAUUUGAAUGUUUUUUAAAAAAAGUUGUAAAUAAUCUUUCAUUUUUGUUAAUUUAAACUGUUAGACAUAAAACGAAAAAUCUAGGUAAAUCACGUAAAAAUAUAGUGGUAACCAUUUUUGUAAUGUUCCUUAUAUUGAGCUCCAAUCUGACUAAAAUUGUGUUUAAAUAGGUUGAAUAUAUUGGUGGUGCAAAAACAAUCUAGAAAAUUUAGUUAACAAUUUCAAAUAAACCUUUGAAAAUUUUGUAAUAGAGAUACAAUUAUAAUAAAAAAAAUUAUAAAUAUUAUUAGACGGGGAGCUGGAUGGAGUUGAAUAUACAAAAUAUGAGGACCGUAUUCAGUACAUAGUUUUAAACUUCAAUGAGUUAUAAUACUGGAUACUGUCAAGGGAUUUAUUAGCUCACUUAUUUAUAUCUCCCACUCCCUUACUAUUAAGUGAAUGAACAGCACAAAUUAUGCAACGCAUUUUGAUAUUUUAAUAAUGAUAUUUAAUUAUUUCCUAUAAUUAAAUACUAAAAAAAUAGUAAAUUUAAAGAUGAAAACAAGAAUUGAGGAUAAAUUAAUCAAAUUUUAACAUAUCUUAAAUACAGUAUCUAUUGGUUUCACAUUUAAGGACAAAAACAGUCUAUGGAUUCUUUUGCAGAAUAGCAGAGCAAAUUUUUCAAUUAUGUUGAAAUUUUUUAAUUAGGUCCGAUGAACAAAUAUCAUACCGUCCAGGAAAUAAAGUUAUUAUAUUAUUAAUUUAAAAUGUCUUAUGCAUUUGUAUCAAAGUACGCAGAGGGGAAAUAAAAUGGGGAAAGGGAAAGUAACCAUUAUAGCUGUGGGAAAUGUGUGUUUUUCUGUUGUUGGAUGACUCACCUACAAGAAUCUGAGUAUGUUUGCCGGUCCUGAAAUUUUACAUAAUCUAUUACUUUUGUGUCUUUUGAGCAACUAGUGAGGCCCACUUAUAAUUCACUCUAAUGGAUCCAAAUAUUAUUAUUUUAUCGUUACGUAUCGGGGCAAAAAUCAUUUUCUUAUAUGGUCUACACUUCACAUAUGAAAACUGCUUUCGUACAGUCAAAUCCAAAAUAAAAUUUUUACGCUCCUUUGAUAAUAUAUUAUGUCAAUUAUUAUCACCCACAAUAUGUUUUCAGAACACGAUUUCAAGUUUUCUAGUGAUACAUUUCGAAAGAAUUGAAAAUAAUUUCCAUUAUUUAAAUCUUUGGACUGUUUACGAGUAUUAACAUUAUCACUGAAACAUUAAUUGUUGCAGUUUAUGUAUUCAUUAUUCGAAAUGCCCUAUCUAUAAAAGAUAUCUUUAUUAAUAAUCUAUGAAAUUUAUAUUAUUUUUUACAACUCUGAUGGAAUAAGCUGCAGUUACCUCAUUCUUCUCAAAAACCUGGAAAUAUCUAAUUGUGUUGAGGACUCUUUUCAAUUGAAUAUCUUUGUUCACAUACUUGGCUCAGCCACCACUUUACUAACAAGUUCCAGUAGUUUAUAUCCGUCUUCUGUAAACUUGAUCAACAGUCAGAAAUAUUGUUGAUAUAGAAUAUUUUGGAUGGAAUAUUUUUUUACAUACCUCCACUAAGCACCUAUAUGACACCUACGUUUAGAGCAACUUUAGUACUGAAUGGUAAGAUGAAGCUUUCGCGUUCCUUCAAUUUAGAUAAUAUCAGUUCACCUGUAUUUUAAUAUUUGACAAAAUGUGGGCUUAUUGGAGGUUUUCAUCUUGUUACAGUAUUUCUUUUAGUUUCAAGUAUUUUAGAGGAACACUGGGUCUAUUCAAUUGUUAUCUACAAUUAUUAACCAAACAUUGUCGUUGUCGAUGGCGACUGUUCUUGAUAGGUAGUAAAAUAAUGGGUUUGCAUAAAGCUGUAGUUUCAUGAUUGUUUUCAAUACCUUCAUGUGGUUAAUAUAUUAUUGGUUACAACCCUUCUAUUGCUAUAAGUUUCUCAAAUACGGUUUGAAAUAUUUACUAUUACCAUCAUUGAAAGGUUAUCAUUAUUUACCUGGUUGCCCAAAGAGACAAAAAUUCGAUUUUUUGUUUUAGUUCAUAAAUAAAAAUUCACAAAAAAACUUAUACUUCUUCGUAUUAUCAUAGUUUGUACUAUGACUAAUAUAAGAAGGACAUAUCUGUUAUAUGACACAUAUUUCACAAUUUUCUAUUUCUUUUGCACCCCAGAAUAUAUUUCCUCUUAUUUAAAUGCUAAAUUUUAGAUAAUUUUCUUGGAUGAAUCAAAUAUGGAAGGUGCUUUUUAGCCAAAAUAAUUGAGUUGCUGAAUUUUAUUUAAGUUUGUUCACCCUUUUGUUUUUUCAUUUCGUACAUUAUAGUAUUGGAAAAGUUGUUUUAAAUUGAUUUGAUUAGUUAUUUAGUUAUUAUCGAACGUAUUAAUACAUUUUUUGUAUGAAGUACUCAUAUUUCCACAUACUGAAUUCAGAUUGAUUGCACUAUAGAAGCACUUAACUAGUAUGUACUUGGUCAUAUGUUAACUCAACAAAGUUUGAUCAGAAUUAUAAUUACAUUAAUUAUAUUACAUUUGUGGAGUUGUAAUUAAAGCUUCACAAAAAAUAAUUUAUUGUUAUUUCUUACUGUCAACUACUGAUGUAAAAAAUACCGAUACAUAAAAAUGUAUGAAUUUAUAAACCAAUGUUUGAAACAAAAUUUUAAAUUUGAAUAGUGUGUUUUUCCUCCUAUGAUAUUAGACAUCUAUAGAUACUCUCAAUUUCGUUUCAGUCAAGAGCAUUUUAUAUUUCAACAAGUCUUAAUAAAUACCUCAUGUAACUUGUGCAUUUGACUUGAUAAAGCUUGUAAACAUCCAAAGAGGCUCUAUUGAAAAUUUGUUAUAGUUAUAUAUUGCCUGGUUUUAAUCUCUUCUGUAGUUUUAAAUAAUUAUUGAAACUUUUUUUCCUACAAAUGGAGCGAAAGGCACAACUUGUGGUUUUAUUACGUCAACAAUGUACCUGUUAGCAUCAAAACGAUCUCUUUCAAUGAUCAUUUUGUUAGUGGGGCCCUCCAUAUUCAUGCGCCGCAUACCUUUACUACGUAGUGCUCUCCCCUCCGGACUUCAUAUCAAACUUUCUAAACUGUUUCCUUAUCGAAUCAUUGCUUAUUUCUUGUUGAUAUAGACACACAAAAUUUUAGCAAAUAGAAAAGUUAAUGAAACCUGCACGAAUUGCACACUAACACUUCUUGUGUUUUGUGUGGUCAUAAUCUGUCUUUUUUGCAACGACAGCAAUAAUUAUUUUUGCUUUGAAGCAACCAAACUACUGUUUGCACUUAGAGAGGGUCUCGUAGAAAAAGACAGGCGAUGUCGGUCACAGCAAUAAAGCUGUUGGAUUGAUGAAGCCCCCUGUAUUGCUAUAUAUUACGAUCAACUUCAUAGGAUCAAGAAUGAAAUUUGUAAACUGUAGAUAGAAAAAUAUUGAAUGCGAUUUAUAUUCUAUUCUACUUUUUAGUUACUGCCAAUGUUCAGUUAAUAAUCGCAAUGUCCAUAGAUUUCAUUAAUUUAUUUCAUUGCCACGUGUACAAAGAAUCUUUGUUUGGCAUUUUAAAGCGUUUUUAAAAGAAUUCCAAGUAAUUUGAUUAAUAAUGGAGUUUGCUUUAUAUACUUGAAUUAUGUUGGAAUUUAGAUUAAAUUUAAUUUUAUUUCAGAAACAAACCAAAAGAAAUAUUGAAAUUGUAAAUGGAAAAAAGAUGUUUUUUCACGUAUUAACUACGAUUUAAUUUAUCUUAUAUCGUAAUGUAAAGUAUAUGCAGGUGAUUAAAAGGUCACAGCAAUAAAUGGUUAUAGCUGUUGGGUCAUCAAUCCCCUGUCAGAAACGUGGCUUGAGACAGGCGAUUGUUUUCGGCUUCUGCGUCGCUAAACAAUCACAGGUGAUUUACCUGUUGGACCAGAUCAAAUAAUUUUGACUGUUAUAACAUAUCUGUUGCAAAAAAUUAUUGUACUGCUCUAUAAUUGUCCAGUCGGUUAUUUCUGAUCUGGACCCCUGUAAUUUACUGCAAUAUAUGUAUUUAUUCUGAAGUAGUUCUGUUAAUGAUAACAUUUUAAUGUAUACAUUGUUUGAGGAAUAAAGUCACGUUUAAAGUAA
This is a messenger RNA of Diorhabda carinulata, 10804 nucleotides long. It is a transcript of the gene BuGZ, whose product is annotated as BUB3-interacting and GLEBS motif-containing protein ZNF207. Gene Ontology annotation, cellular component: nucleus. The transcript is spliced from 7 exons. NCBI's taxonomy places the organism in Eukaryota, Metazoa, Arthropoda, Insecta, Coleoptera, Chrysomelidae. The coding region runs from base 158 to 1369 and encodes 403 amino acids. The record is from RefSeq and is a predicted model, not a curated record. Gene Ontology annotation, molecular function: DNA binding.